Messenger RNA from Trifolium pratense (red clover), 3273 nucleotides. Its product is annotated as GPI ethanolamine phosphate transferase 2-like. Lineage: Eukaryota; Viridiplantae; Streptophyta; Magnoliopsida; Fabales; Fabaceae. The record is from RefSeq and is a predicted model, not a curated record. The transcript has 17 exons. Gene Ontology annotation, cellular component: endoplasmic reticulum membrane. Gene Ontology annotation, biological process: GPI anchor biosynthetic process. Bases 93 to 3050 code for a protein of 985 amino acids.
AAAGUAAUAUUCCUCUUUCCGCCACAUCGUUCAUCUUCCUAUUCUCUCUACGUUCACCAUUUGGAUCCAUCCAUCCAAAAAAACCCGUUAAAAUGUCUUCAAUUUCAUGCACAAAAUUAACACUAUUCACCAUAUCAGCACUCAUCAUCCAGUUCAUCGGUCUCUCGCUUUUCGUCUUCGCUUUCUUCCCUGUCAAACCACUUCUAUCCGGCUACAGUGGCUCUGAGAGUUUCCGACGUCCAACCUGUGAUGACGGUGUCGAAGCGAAUCCGAAUGAAGCAACUCUGCCUCCAGAUCGCCGGAGGUUUUUGUAUCAGGAAGUAUCUGAGAUGCCUCCUUCUUAUGAUCGACUCAUCUUAAUGGUCAUUGAUGGUCUUCCAGCAGAAUUUGUGCUUGGUAAGAUGGGUCAGCCACCAAGCAAGGCUUUUAUGGAAGCUAUGCCAUACACCCAGUCAUUGCUAGCAAAUGGAAUGGGUGUGGGAUAUCAUGCAAUAGCUGCAGCGCCAACAGUUACCAUGCCUCGUUUGAAAGCCAUGGUUUCUGGAGCAAUAGGGGGCUUCCUGGAUGUAGCUUCCAACUUUAACUCCCAGGCUUAUUCAGAUGACAAUCUUAUUGCACAAUUCUUUAAGAUUGGAUGGAAAAUGGUUAUGCAUGGUGAUAAUACAUGGCUGAAGUUAUUUCCUGGUUUCUUUGCACGGCAUGACGGAGUUAGCAGUUUUUUUGUUAAAGAUACUGUACAAGUGGAUCGUAAUGUGUCUCGACAUCUUGGUGAUGAACUUAGCAGAGAUGACUGGAAUUUACUCAUACUUCAUUAUCUAGGCUUGGAUCAUGUUGGUCAUAUUGGUGGACGAAGCAGUGCAUUAAUGGCUUCAAAACUUUCCGAAAUGGAUGAAGUAGUGAGGAUGAUUCAUACUAAUAUCUUGCAAAAUCUUGAAAAUGAUCAAAGGCAAAUGCUUCUGGUUGUAGUCAGUGACCAUGGAAUGACAGAAAGUGGUAAUCAUGGAGGUUCAUCGUAUGAGGAAACAGACUCUCUAGCUCUUUUUAUUGGACCAAAAAACCAUGCUUCUAGCCACACAUUAUCCAAUCAUGACACGAUUUUUCAGGUUGACAUUGCUCCAACAUUAGCUUUACUUUUUGGCGUGCCUAUUCCCAAAAACAAUAUUGGUGUUUUGAUCUCUCAAAUGGUCGACUCUCUGACUGAUGAACAAAAGUUGAGGGCACUGCAGUUGAACUCAUGGCAGUUAUUCAGAUUACUUCAAGCACAAUUGCCUGAUUUGUCUUGUAGAAAUUUUCCAUGUGAUUCUUUCAUUACUGAUAGUGGACCCACAAUUAGUGAAUGCAAAGGUAGCAAGGAAAAGUUGUUUUGUUGCUUGUAUUUAAACGCCGCCGCUCUUCAUGAUGCCUGGAGGGAUGAAGUAGUCAUUAAGUCUAAUAAUACAGAAGGAUACAACACCACUGUUGCAGCAUAUCAUGAGUUUCUAAGCAGAGCAAGCGAGUGGCUAUCACACAAAGCAACUGAUAGACCAAUUAGCUCACUUGCUUUUGGAGUUGCUGCUUUGAUCACAUCUUGCUUGAUACUGCUAAAACUUCUAUUUGUUAUCCACAAAGAAGUUCCUGCUCAGGAAAUUCAAGAUGUAGAGAAUUAUAUGAAGCCACGGAAGUUGGAUGAAGUGUUCAUUUUGUUAGGCAUCCUGAUUCUUGUUAUUAGUAUGGGAUCAAGUUCAAUGAUUGAGGAAGAGCAUUACAUUUGGCAUUUCCUAACAUCCACAAUUAGCUUGUUAUUUUUUCGGAAAGCAAUACAAUCGUUUGACCUUAACAAAGCAGUUGGUGAUCUCAUUUCAGCAGAGAAAAAAAACUACACAUCAGGAUGCCAAAUUAGUUUGUUAUUCCUUAUUAUUUUUUGUGGAAGAAUUUUGAAAGGCUGGCAUCAAGGUGGUGUAAAUUGGACGAACCUUCCUGACAUUUCUUCCUGGCUUGAGCAGGCUGGAAGUCAAUAUAUAAAUCUGAUACAGAUAACAUCAUGUGUCAUAAUCUUCAUGUUGGGCAUAUUUCUAUUAUUCCUAUUGCAGUCCAAAAAAAAAGUUAUAAUGGUCAUUGGGUUGAGCCUUUUAAUGUCUGGUUUGUUGGUAUUGCAGCAUUUUAUGAAACAUCAGAACAUGUCUGCCUCAAACAAUAAGGAUGCCACCUUAUCAGUUCAAGUUUUCUAUGCUGUUCUGGGAAUUACUACUGUUACAGUUGUAUUGGUUUUGCCAUGGGUUAUGCCUAAGAAUACUCAUGAAAAGUGCUCAAAAUGGAACCUCUACAUGUCUGCUUCUGUUCCUACAGAAAUCCAGAAUAUGACACCAAUAUUUGUUUUAAAAGAUUCUUUGUAUGUUAUAGGGUGCAUGUACAUAACAUUCUGGUGUCUUCUGCAGUUGUUGCUUCAACGACCGAUUAAUGCAAUGCCUUUGUUGUUGCUCAAUGUUCAAAUUUUGGCUUACAUGCUUGCUUUCUCUUCUUGUGGGUCACAUCAUAAUAAACAGUGGGUCGAGAUUGCUGCUCUGUACAAUCUUGGAAUGGCAGGCCAUUUUGCUCUUGGGAACAGUAACACGCUAGCUACCAUUGAUGUGGCUGGAGCUUUUAUUGGAAUUUCAAGUCAUUCAACCUUCCUUUCAGGUGUUCUAAUGUACAUCAUUACAUAUGCAUCCCCAAUGUUAUUCUUUUUUUCUUUGGUGAUGUACAUCUCUAUCAAGAUCACAAUCUGUCCACUAGUUACCGACGGUGGAAAUUCUGGAGAAAUUCUUAAGUCUUUUCUUGGAUUUCCUUGCCUAGUACCACUGAGCAUAAACUCCAUUCUCUUGUCAGCAUACACGAUUGUCUUAGUGUUGAUGAGGAACCAUUUAUUUAUUUGGAGCGUCUACUCUCCCAAGUACCUUUAUGUCUGUGCAGCAACUGCAUGUGUCUAUAUUGGGGUCUUCCUUGUUGUCACAACUGUGAUUUAUACAUAUAUAGUGCUUUUCUGGCUGAGAAAGAGUUUUUCCAUAACUAGCAAGGAAGAUGGUACGCGAUAAUCUAUGUUAACGUAAAUUUAUUAUUACACUGUCAAACAGCAAUUUUGGCUCUUUUAAGUGCUUAGUUAGUAAGUGAAUGUUAUUUUAAUUUUCCGGGUGUAUCACAAAGUGUAAAAUAUGGAGAUGCGUUAGGAGAAAAUUUAGAACAGAACGAAACCUAUCUACAUAGGACCAUACUGUUGAUGCCAAUUUACAAAAUGAACUGGGUUUUUUUUUUUUUUUA